This is a messenger RNA of Acanthosepion pharaonis, 603 nucleotides long. The record is from the annotation of a GenBank genome assembly. NCBI's taxonomy places the organism in Eukaryota, Metazoa, Mollusca, Cephalopoda, Sepiida, Sepiidae.
AUGUAUCUAUCUAUCUAUCUUCCUUGUCUUUCUGUCUAUCAAUCUCCCUGCAUGUAUGUAUGCGUCUAUCUUCCUUUUCUUUUUAUCUAUACAUCCUUCUAUCUAUCUAUCUAUCUAUCUAUCUAUCUAUCUAUCUAUCUAUCUAUCAAGCUUUUUAUAUCUAGCAAUUUAUCUAUGAUUAGUUGUAUGCGUCGGGAUCUAUCUAUCUAUCUAUCUAUCUAUCUAUCUAUCUAUCUAUCUAUCUAUCUUUCUUUCAUUGGGCGGGUCAUCUUAAUAUGCCGAUCAGGUGGUGUUCUCAAGCGUCACAUGAAAGUUCACAGUGAUGCCAACACCAUGUCUAUAAUCUCGACCAAAGCCAAUGGUCAUGAGUGCCAAAUCUGCUACAAGAUAUGCAAGUCGCUGGCAGGACUGAAAAGUCAUCAACGGGCUCAAGGACGGUCAACCAAUGGAGGAGUGACAAUCGUCCGGCAAUCAAUAAUAUCUAUCUAUCUAUCUAUCUAUCUAUCUAUCUAUCUAUCUAUCUAUCUAUCUAUCAGUCUGUUUGCAUCUAUCUAUCUAUCUAUCUAUCUAUCUAUCUAUCUAUCUAUCUAUCUAUCUAUCUAA